Telopea speciosissima is the source of this 759-nucleotide messenger RNA. Its product is annotated as patellin-2-like. Bases 1 to 759 code for a protein of 252 amino acids. NCBI's taxonomy places the organism in Eukaryota, Viridiplantae, Streptophyta, Magnoliopsida, Proteales, Proteaceae. The record is from RefSeq and is a predicted model, not a curated record. The transcript is spliced from 2 exons.
AUGGCAGAAGAAACUCAGACAAAAGCAGAAGAAGCAGUGGUGGUUGAGACUGAGAAAGAGACAGCACCACCUGCACCGCUGGCGGAGGUGCCAGAGAUGGAGGAGCCUAUCAAAUCAACCGUUGUAGAAGAAGCUGUUGAUGCUGCUACUAUUACAACUGAGGAGUCUGAGAAGUCAGAGGCCACUGAGGUAGAGUCCAUAGGUCAAGCGGUUACUUUCCAGGAGGAGAGCAAUGUCGUCGCUGAUCUUCCUGACCCAGAAAAGAAGGCUCUUGAAGAGCUGAUGAAGCUCAUCCAGGAAAUGAUACAAAUAGUGCACACGUGGAGGAGAAUCAAAGUCAUAUUCAAGUUCAUAGCUCCUCCACCGCCAGUGGUGAAGGAGGAACGGAAGUUCACAGAGGAGGAGAAGAAGGCCGAGACUAAAGAAGCCCCUGCCCCUGCUGAGGAAAAGUCGGAUACUACUGAAGAUGCUACUGCCGAGGCUCCGACACCAACAGUGAUGGAAGAGCCCCCGAAGCUGAAGGCUAGUGAUGUUGCAGAAUCGACACUGACGGAGAAAGUGAAGAAGGAGAAGAAAGAAGAGGUGACGCCACCAGAACCAGAAUCGACACCGGGGGCGAUGCUAUCAUUGAAGGUGGAGUUCGUCUCUCCCAAUCACAGAGAAGCUGUGAAGGCCUUUGGAAAUGUCGGGUCUUGUUGUAUUAUUAUUUCAAAAAAGGCACUUUUUGAAUCAAUAUAUUAUUUCAAAAAGCACUUUUAG